AUUUGUUUUCUGAACAAAAAUACUAGAAAUUGAGAUUGUGGCCUCAGACAAACGUAGUAAACUAUUCAAUGUUAUAACGUAAUUGUCACAGAGUAUCCCCCUGGGGAGAUGUUCUGUGGUAAUUGUUCGUUUUACAGUUCACCAACGUCGGACUUAAACUUGCUACAAUCAAAUAUCACAGAAAUCGAACCGAUAGCAUACUAACAGACAGUGCAAUGUUUUCACUUAGUUUUAGUUUCAGUUAGCAGCAGAUCUGGAGAUAAUUCUCCACGUACGGUACUUUUAUCGUAUUGACUAAGUAGAACAGUUAGCAGACAUAUUAUAUUAUCUGCUUAUCAUUUCUGGAAUUUCCUUUCAAAAUUACUUUAUUUGCAUUCGCAGUGUGAUAACCGUGGUCCCCACAUAAGUAAAAUUGUAGUAUGUACCUAAUAGUUUAAUAGUAUUGAAAUUGUUAAUUGCUUUAAAAGUAGAAUACAAAUUGUGAUGGUGUAACCGUAAAAAAAUAAGUACGAGCAUUAUUCAAAAUAAUGUCGGUGUGUAAAUGGUUUAGUUUUUCGCAUAGACGAUGGAGAGUUAUAGCCGUCGCUUGGGUUCAUAUGAUUCUAGUUCUUUAUGGUAUUUAUGUGACCGCUGAUGAUAGAAUUAACGAACAGUAUCCAGUGAACGCAUACGAAAUAGUGUAUGCUCUAUGCUAUUACAUUGUACACUUUGUGCUAAUCACUCUACUAGUUUUGGGAAUUAAUAAUAAUUGGUCUAUUCUAUAUGUGCCAUGGAUUAUUGUAUUCUUCGCAGUAUUUACCGCUGCAUCAUAUCUUUGGAUAGAAUCCAUUUUAAAAGAAAGCAUUUCAUCCAUAGUUGCUUGGCUUACUAAUGUUACUGUGCUGAGUUUUGUCUGGUUUGGAUGGUGGUGUGUAACAAAAGACUUUUUGAAUGUUCGUCAAAAGCGUCAAUUCGAGGUACGGCGCAGUGAGGCGCGGUGAGUUAUAACUCACCAACUCAAAAGCGCAACUCAACACAGUGUUCUUCUUCUUCUCAAAAGCUGUCUGUAAGACUAGACCAUUAGAAAUAUGAAUGGUUUUCCUAAAAUAAUCAUCUGUGUGAGAUUGAAAAACGCCAAGCUUAAGUUAACUUGUUAAUGUACUAAAAGGUGAAUUAUAAUUAUAACUGAAAACAGAUAUGUAACUAUAAACGUGUAUCAAGUCGACGUUUUCGGCUACCUAGUUGUUUAAAGCUAUUUUUCAAAUAAAACACUGCAUAUAAAACUUAAAAUCUGAUUAUCAAGCUUUAUAUUUUCCGUGCGUGUUAUAAAUACGAUUUCGAUUAGCAACAAUAUUGUAAUAGUUAACCUUAAUACUUAUGGCGAUAUAAAUUAAUUGUCGCAUGUUUACAAUUAUAAAUAACCGUUUCAGAUAUAAAUAGUAGCGGAGUAAGAUGUCGCAGCUAAUUAGCUUGCUGAUUGGAUUUACUAAUACCUAGGUAGUAUGUGAUUUUGGCAUUAAAUUUUAAAUUGACUUUAAGUGAAAAAUCUUUAUAAAUAUAGAAUAUUUUAUUUGUGUCCUACUGUGAACAAUAUCUGUAGUUCAUGAAGGAUUAUACAUUCUUUCCUUGUGGUACAUGCGAAUAAAAUCCUACAGGACCAAUGCUUGUCUAAAAAUAGGAAUUUAUGGAGCUGUUGUUGAUAUUUGUUAAGCAAAUAUUACGUCUAUGCUUUCCGGGUAAAUUCGCAAUGUUAUUAAAUACACCCUAAGUUUAUCAUCAUCAUUUUCAAAAUAAAUAGCAUUUAUCGUAAACAUUAAAAAUGCCGCAUCAGUUGAUUUUCAUUUCAAUCUUAUACUAAGCAGCAAAUGUACUGAAAUUAUCAAUAAGUUUAAUUAGUACGUGAGGUCGUUGGUUUCGAGACAACUCGAAGAAGUCACCAAGUAAGGAAACUAUUUAUAGGAGCACAAAAAUGGACGCGCCAGACUGGCAUUGCACAUUAUCACUUUUGUAAUAUUUGUACUAUAUCACAUAUAAAUUGAUGGAAUUCAGCAACAAUUAAUUAAAGGGUAUACAAGCUAGUUACAACUUGAAUAAAAUCGAGUUGUAAAUAGAAAUAUUGAUAAUAUCGAGGACAAAAUAUUGAUCUAAUAUUUCCGAAUUGAACACAUUUUAAUGUAAAUAUUUCUUGGUGGAAACGUUGGAUUUAGUUGAUACCGAGAGUAAAUUAAUUGUUGUUCUUAUAUCGGAACUGCUCACCUACAUUCAGGUUUUGCUCCCGAAAAGAGCAGAUUUCAGAUUUCAAUUUCAAUACAGCGAGAAAUACCAAUAUUAUUAUUUAAUUGCAAGUUAAGGUAGGAAAAGUGCAAAACAUUUCGAAUACGAUGUCGAAAUUUUAAUAAUUUUCUAAAACUAGCAUUACCGCACUUGCAUAUAUUUACGAUAGUUAAAGUUGAAAGCACUUGGAAAGUUUUAGAAACAGAUCUAACAAUAGAGAGUUAUUGAACGGUCGAUAGUUAGUUAGUCGGAACGAAAGAGUGGUAUUUUGACGCAAACGUCUGCACAAUUGAGUCUAAAAAUAAGGGAUCUCCUAAUAAUGAUACUGUUCUGUGCUAUUUGUGCAGCGAUACUGUACGCUUUAUUUCUACCUUAUGCAGUUGACAUUUAUAACGAUUGCUUAGAGAUUAUUUCAUUAUAUAACACAUUUUCAAAUACAAGUUUUCUUUCAACCAGGGGACGUUUUAAAAUGAGCGGAAAUAAGAAUACCCGGUUAAAGUUCACUUCCGAGGAUGAUGUCACCUUAUUAAAGGAAUGUUUAAACGUGAAUCCAAUUAUGAACCGCCAGGGAUGCGAAAUGCGAAUUAAAUGGUUGGCAGAGAAAAGUGGAAAUAGACUAAAUUAGGUACUGUUCACGAUUAGAAUCGUAUAUUCUUUUCAUCUAGAGGUCAGGAAUUGAAGAGCCGCAAAGCGAGAGGAAUGAUCUAUUGCUGGAAGUGCCAUCCCUAAGGAAAGAAACCAAUUAUGAUUUCAAAGACAAAAGCAAGCGCUCAUUGUUGAAAAAACAACGACCUUCCAAUUUAGGGAAGAAUAUAAGAGACUUAGGUACCCGUUGAUAACAAACCGAAUUGUCGGUCAUUUCUUCUAAAGAUAUAUAUUUUCGAGUUGAAUAAUUAAUAAAUAAGUGAUAAAAAAAAUUCUGCUUUACAACAGAUUACAUAAUGUGCAUAGUAAUAUUCUCGAAUAACUACUACUAAGCGCAUUUCAUUGCACGCGGCACCACGCACACCUGCAUGCCGAUGCUGCAAAUUAUAUCAUAUAAAUAUGUAAGCUAAGAUAUAGGAGUCAGUUGUUACUAAACCAAAGUUGCUGAAAUAAAAUUUUUUAAAAAUC
Messenger RNA from Dendroctonus ponderosae (mountain pine beetle), 3366 nucleotides. RefSeq lists its product as uncharacterized. The coding region runs from base 528 to 980 and encodes 150 amino acids. The transcript has 4 exons. NCBI's taxonomy places the organism in Eukaryota, Metazoa, Arthropoda, Insecta, Coleoptera, Curculionidae. The record is from RefSeq and is a predicted model, not a curated record.